Protopolystoma xenopodis is the source of this 906-nucleotide messenger RNA. Lineage: Eukaryota; Metazoa; Platyhelminthes; Monogenea; Polystomatidea; Polystomatidae. The record is from the annotation of a GenBank genome assembly.
AUGUUAUAUUUCCAUAGAUUUCUAGGAGCAGUGAAAAUUCUUUGCUCACCAACAUACAAUGGGGCUCAUGUAUAUUCAUUAACCCACGAAGAAUCGUGCCUAUUCACAUGCGAGCUCACUUCCCUUUUGCAGACUCCUCAAGCCUACUGUCCCUACUGUCCGGACAGUCAAGGUCUUGAACGCCUUCGUCAUCGUACACCGUUAUCUUCACCUCUAGAUGCCUGGCAAAUACCGGACUUCUUUCGACAUUUAUCUAACCAACCACAAAACACCGUUUCCACUGCAUAUGGCCCCUUAGGGGAAGACUAUCAAGCCUCGAUUCUACCAAAUGGCUUUCACGGUGCCUGGACCAGCGAUCGCUGCGAGUCGGGUCCUCAUGAUACCUACGUCACACGAACCCUUCUGCUGAAAGCUACUGUUGGGCCUGACACUGCACAGCCUAGUUGGCAAGUAUCAGCCGAGUUGCCUAGUGAAUACGCCGUUGAUAGAAAUAACUUAAGUUCUCCAGCCACCUCGUCCUACUCUUAUUCUGCUUCUCAUGGUCAUCUCUCUUCAUCAUCCAUUAUGACAAAGAACCAUUCCGAUCAGCCUGUAAUAGGACAGGUUAACCGCCCUCUCCAAGCGGAUUAUGUUUCAUCCUCUGAGCAGAAGGAUUCAACAAGUCAUCUGAUCAAAGCUUCAGAUCAUCCGAAUGCUGGCUUUAAGCUUAAACCAAGGCAGCAGACACAUUUGCUACGUAUGGGGAUCCCAGCUGGGUGGCAACUGCGACACACUGUCUAUCAUGAUAUCAGUUGUCUUCUGCCAAAGUAUUCAAUAGAUGUAGAGGGUGUGUAUGAGUUGCGGGCUGAUGGACUAUUUGUCAGCGAUCCAAUGACGAUUGAGGCGCGUUUCGACUCAAAAUCGUAA